AUGGAUUCUGCUACCUCCCGGCCCACUGUCGUGGUGGUUGGUGACGGGAGCUUGCUCACGUUGUAUAGAUCUGGAGUAAUUGGUAUUUCUUGCGCGCUGAAGCUGCAAGAAAGAAUCUCACAAUGGGAGUCCGGCCAGAAGCCUGAGGUUCUUCUGGUGGCGCGGGAAUGGCCCAUGUCACUCCCUGGUUCACCUACCUCGCACUCUGUCGAUUAUGCAUCUGUUUGGGCUGGCGCACAUGUACGCCCAAUACCAGCAACAUCUCCUCAACUCCAGUGUGAGGCUAGAUGGUUGAAGCAUACGACCGCCGAGUUCGAUCGAUUGCUGCAGAGCUACCCCUCCAUUGGAAUUACGAGAACUAAGGGUGUCGAGCUCUUUGAAGACCCAACAUCUGACUAUACAGCGCAGUCAGCUGAGAGUUUCUCCUCAGAAUCAGGCUUGUCUGGUUAUAGGAGCCUCCAACCAGUUGAGCUACCAGAGGACGUUGUACUGGGAUUUGAGUACGACACAUAUUGCAUCAAUUCUCCAGUUUAUUGUCAGUAUCUCCUGCGUCUGUUCAUUCUGGGAAAGGGAAUUACUUUGCAAAAAAGCCUGCGAAGUGACUCAGAGGCCUUCAGCCUUGCUGAAAACGUCUUGUUUGUGGUCAAUGCAAGUGGAAUAGGUUUCAAUGACACGAAAGUCUAUCCGACGCGCGGUCAAAUUGUUUUAACCGACUUCGUCGAGGCGGACAAGACUGUCACUCGACAGAACAAAGAUGGUAGCUGGAGCUUCGUGAUCCCACGUUUUUUUGCUGGUGGUACCAUCAUUGGAGGGACGAAGGAUCCAGGCAGCUGGGACUCACUCCCUCAAAAGGACACGCGCCGUGCUCUACUGCAAAAUGCUUCAUCGAUAUUGAAUUUGGCAUCUGCAGCGGAUCAUUCAUCUCAAAGGUCAUCGCAUGACCUUCAUGUAGUGGAAGACAUUAUUGGACGCCGGCCAACGAGAGAUGGGGGCGUUAGGUUGGAGCUGGAGACUCGGACCUUUCUCCUAAGCAACAGUAGAUCUGGUCACGGUCACAUCAUUCAUGCUUAUGGUGCUGGUGGUCGUGGCUAUGAGCUGUCGUGGGGAAUUGCAGAAGAUGUGGCUUGCAUGGCUGAGAAAUUGCUCGGCAAUGACAGGCUCUCUAAACUGUAG
Messenger RNA from Clonostachys byssicola, 1173 nucleotides. Lineage: Eukaryota; Fungi; Ascomycota; Sordariomycetes; Hypocreales; Bionectriaceae. The record is from the annotation of a GenBank genome assembly.